Lathyrus oleraceus (garden pea) is the source of this 1266-nucleotide messenger RNA. RefSeq lists its product as uncharacterized. NCBI's taxonomy places the organism in Eukaryota, Viridiplantae, Streptophyta, Magnoliopsida, Fabales, Fabaceae. Bases 1 to 1266 code for a protein of 421 amino acids. The transcript is spliced from 3 exons. The record is from RefSeq and is a predicted model, not a curated record.
AUGGAAGAGUAUUCAUGCAUUCUGAGGAUUCCCAUUAAGCUUCAAGUUCCUUUUCACGUGUCUAUGGAGGUUCUCGAUUCUGAACAUAUUGUUGCUACCCUUUAUUUGGGAAAAUCUGUGGUGGAUGCUAAUCUCAAAACAAAAGGAGAACUCUAUGGUUUUCAUCUGAGUUUUCUUUUAGAGACUUUAGGUACUUUGGCUAAAGAAGAGAAUUGGAGAAAUCACAAGAGAAGAGGUGAAUUAGUGUGGUUUUGUGCUCCUAUUUUGUAUCAUUGGUUCCGAAGCCAUCUCCCAUGCAAAGGAGCGUUUGUAGAUAAAAAGGAGAUCUUUAAGUGGUCCAAGAGGUUAAUGGGGCUUACUUCCAAGGAUUUGGUGUGGUAUAACUUAAGAUUGGAUAGGAUAAAGAAAUCUAAAGUGCUUAUGAGUUAUGGAGAGUUUCCUAAUGUGCCAUUCAUGGGUAUUAGGGGAGGUAUAAACUAUAAUCCUGUGCUUUCUCAGAGACAAUUGGGAUAUGCUUUGAAAGGACCUCCAGAGGAUAGGAGCAUACAAGAGUCUUUGUUCUAUAAUGUGACUGGUGAUGUUGAGAUGAUGAAGAAAGCAGCUAAAGCCUGGAAUCAUAUUUCGUGUAAAGGGAAAGAGUUUUUCGGCAAGAAAGGUUGUAUUGCUUAUCCUCUUUACAUAGACUGGAUCAAAGAUAGGGUUCAGACUGUCUUGUUGCCUUUUUUGAUAGAGAAGCCAUUGUAUCCUCAAGAGCCAGAUCACCCUGAUUUUGUGCCUAGAGAGUACUUCAAUAAAACUUUGCUUUUGAACAUGAAGUUGAAGCAGGCGAAAGAAGAACUGAGCAUGCAAGUCUUUAGAUUUAGGCAAGAAAAGAUGAAUUUGGCUUACAAGCUUAAAGAAAGAGAUGAAUUUCUUGGUGAAUAUGGUCUUGUUGUGGAUGGAAGGAUAAAAAAGAAGCCAAAAGUUGAUAGAGUUAGAGGGUGUACUUCUACAAUUGUUGAAAAACAAAGGAAAGCUUUUGAAGAAGUUGAAAAAGAUAUCAAGCAAAAGCACCGAGACUAUGAAUCCCUCAAAGCCUCCAAAUCCAAGAUGAAGAGAAAAUAUAAGGCCAAGAUUAAGGAGUUGGAGAAGCAGCUUCAGGGUCUGCAUGGAAACUUUCCACCACCACCACCACCACCAUACAAUGAUGGAGGACUGCAUCUCAUUAUUGGGGAUAUACUGGGGAAUCCCAAUGCAAGAGGAAAUGCUCAAAUACAACAGUUGUAA